This is a messenger RNA of Ceraceosorus guamensis, 2647 nucleotides long. RefSeq names its product DUF803-domain-containing protein. Gene Ontology annotation, biological process: magnesium ion transport. Gene Ontology annotation, cellular component: membrane. The record is from RefSeq and is a predicted model, not a curated record. The transcript is spliced from 7 exons. Gene Ontology annotation, molecular function: magnesium ion transmembrane transporter activity. Lineage: Eukaryota; Fungi; Basidiomycota; Exobasidiomycetes; Ceraceosorales; Ceraceosoraceae. The coding region runs from base 433 to 2247 and encodes 604 amino acids.
ACGAUCAUUCGCAACUGUGACGGCAAUUCUCGUUUGACGAACCUUGACCCCUUCAUAUACAUCGCGUCUGCCGCGUCACUCCAUACCGCUCAUUUCGGACCGCACUCCUCCCAAAAACGCCGGACGCUGUUCCAUCGGCCGCCCCAACCACAGUCAGAAUUUCAAGCAGGCUGUCCUCGGCAGCCAAGCAACACGCGAGCCUUUCGAUUGCCGCGCCUCGCCUAGGCAACUUGCACGAGACGGGCUCAUCGGAAGUUUAUACGCCCACACUGCUUCAUCCGAACCAUCACAUUCAUUGUGCGACGCUGACCUGAAGCAUCACCAUUGUAGAAUCUGGGCCCGCCUACUACUCCCUACAGCACAGUCGAAGCCGACUCCCGGCCCUUCAGCUCGGCAUAGAAGUGCGCAAGUCUUUUCUUCGAGAUCAGCAAGAUGACCGACAGAGUCAGAGACAUGGAUCCGAAUCUCGAGUGUCGGCGGAGGGGCAGAAGGAGGCGUGCUGGUGGUAGGCUCUUGUACGGUAGUAGAGCACGACUGUAUGUGCUGCUGGUCAGCAUUGCAUGUUUCUGGGCAUCUCUAGCAGCAGCAUCGCCCCAUCCCGCAGCCGAAGCUCGUCCAACGGACUGGCUCCCACAGUCAGCUUUGGACUAUUCAGACGCCCACAGCGCAAGGAUCACGGCAGGACAAGCGACAGCGCAACACAGGACAGGCUCAAAUCACACUGCGCGAGAAGGAAGCGGAUUGAGCUCGUUGACUAGAGACAAGUGGAUUGGGCUUGGACUCGCCAUUUCGAGCUCUUUGGCCAUUGGAACGAGUUUCAUCAUCACCAAGAAGGGACUGAUGGAUGCGGCUGAUAGAUCAACAGGAACGGGCGGCAUGGCCUCCGAUGGUCACUACUACUUGCAAAACCCCAUCUGGUGGGCUGGCAUGUCUACGAUGAUUGUAGGCGAGGUUGCCAACUUUGCGGCCUACACAUUUGCGCCUCCCAUCCUAGUCACGCCUCUGGGCGCGCUCUCCGUGCUCAUUGGAGCGGUCCUAGCAUCCUUCAUCCUAAAGGAGGAGCUGGGAAGUUUGGGGCGCGUAGGAUGCACGCUUUGUCUGGUGGGAACAGUCAUCAUUGUGGUCAAUGCACCGGAGGACAAGGAGAUUCAGACAGUGGAUGAAAUUCUGAACUACGCCAUUCAGCCAGGCUUUCUGACCUACUGCUUGUUCGUAUUGGGCUACGCAAUAUGGGCCAUUUGGAGACUCGUGCCAAUUUAUGGCAAGCGCACGCCUCUGGUCUACCUCUCCAUCUGUAGCUUGGUCGGCAGCGUCUCUGUCAUGGCUGUCAAGGGCUUUGGCGUGGCGCUGAAACUCACGCUGGAUGGCAACAAUCAAUUCACGCAUCCAAGCACGUACUGCUUCGCUCUCGUCACUGUGGUUUGCAUUCUGGUUCAAAUGAACUACUUCAACAAGGCGCUGGAUCAAUUCUCUACAAAUAUUGUCAAUCCUAUCUAUUACGUUACUUUCACUACAUCUACCAUCUUUGCAAGUUUCUUACUCUUCAACGGAUUCAAUACGAGUGGACCGGCUUCCGCAGUGUCGCUGCUCGGAGGGUUCUGCGUCAUAUUCAUGGGCGUAUACCUACUCAACUUGAACAGGCUGGUUGAUCCAGCUACGCAACAACCGCGCAUGUCGUUGAUGACAGGAGAGGGAGUGGCGGGAACAGGCAGAUUGAGCGAGGCACACGAUCGUUUGCUGGGCAACAACGAUUGGAGAGGUCGAAGCAGCAUGCAGUACCCCCCUUCACGGAGAGGAUCUUAUCCUGCUCACACUCGGAGAGACAGCAGCGGCAGUGUGCUAUUCAGCGCUUACGACAACGAAGAGACCGUCGGCUUGACCCAGCUGAACGAGAGCGAUGAAGAUGCGGACGACAGCGCAGGGUCUCAUCAACCCAAGCACGAGAUGCGCACAAAUGUUCGAAGUGCACCUGCUCCUCUCUUGACGCACGCAAGGAAACCCAGCUUGAAGGCGGCUAGAGUGGCCAAUGGGACGCUGAAUAGCACGUUGACUGGCGCACCACGCGCUACGAGCCCUCAAUCCGCCCCUACUUCAGCUGCGGGCACAAGAACACCUGUCAGGCCCACUUCGGUCGGGUCCACCAGCUCGGUCGGGUCUGGUGUCGCCCACACGCCAUCCGCCACUACGCCUCGAUCUCCUUCCGAUUGGCGCGGAGUUCCUUACGUCACCCAGUCCGAUCGCCGCUGAGACGCAAGAUGAUUUCGAGUACGCGACGUCUUUGGCGCACUCAAGAGUUUGGAUGUGCAUGCAUGGGUCGAAGGGCGGCGUACUCAGCUUUGGAAUCGUGUGCGCCUCUCUCAUUUAGAUUCACUGGCAACCUCUUGGACUGGCUUUCGCCUACAGUCACAGGCAGAUUGUUCAAACUUGGUCGUCGUCUGCCCCAGCAUCGUCUUUACAAUCGAAUGACGACGCCGAAUGUACGCACAAUUUUCCUGUCUCUCUCUCUGUGUAGUCAUGCGGGCUUAUUGCACAUGGAAGAUGCCAUUAAAGGAUGCUAUUGCAUGAUAGUCUGAUGCGUUUCUAAUACGGCGACUUCUUUUCUAGACGCGCUCGUAGAAUGCAAUGUACACCUUUGCGCGUAGAACCU